Mesoplodon densirostris (Blainville's beaked whale) is the source of this 1419-nucleotide messenger RNA. It is a transcript of the gene FBXO15, whose product is annotated as F-box protein 15. The coding region runs from base 1 to 1302 and encodes 433 amino acids. Lineage: Eukaryota; Metazoa; Chordata; Mammalia; Artiodactyla; Ziphiidae. The transcript has 9 exons. Gene Ontology annotation, molecular function: protein binding. The record is from RefSeq and is a predicted model, not a curated record.
AUGGCGACCAGACGCGGCCGGCUACUGCAACCGUUCUGGCGCGGCCUCACGGCGCGGCCCCCGCCGCUCGGCGGCGACGGCUCGGCCCGCGGGAGAGCGGGGAAGGCAGCCGGGGGCGCGGGGUUCAGAACCGGGCGAGGCGUCAGGCUGGUCGCGGGCUGUGCCACUCUGAGUCACUGUGCCCGGCUAGAUGAGCUCUGCGGGAAAUCCUGCACCGGCUGCUCUGUGUCUCUGGACAGUUUGCCUUCAGAAAUCCUGCUGAAGAUCUUGUCCUACUUGGAUGCGGUGGCCCUGCUGUGUGCCGGAUGUGUGAACAGGCGCUUUUAUCACCUGGCCAAUGACAAAAUAUCUGGUUUAGGUUGGGUAAUUAUACUGAAAGAAAAUAGUGGAAGAGAGCACAUCCUGGAGCACGUUGAUCUGUCCAUCAAUGACUCGUCAGUCACGGCUGUGUGGUAUGGCCAAGACUGGCCACGUCUUGUCACACUGUCAACCUUAGAUUUGUGUGGGGUGACGCCAGUGUUCAUGAACCGGUCUCAAGCCCCCAUCAAAAACGGACCUCGAUGGCAUUCUUUAAUUGCAAAGUACAACCUGAGUCACUUAACCGAGUCCACCAUGCUUGGCUGUGACCGGCUGAUCCGGAUCUUCUGCCUGCACCCGGGCCUCGUGGUGGGGCUCUGGAAGAGGGAGGAAGAACUGGCUUUUGUUAUGGCAAAUCUUCAUUUCCACCACCUUGUGGAGAGGAGCACGUUAGGCUCGGCUGCUAUCCCCUACGAGCUGCCUCCUCAUACCCCCCUUUUGGAUGACAGCCCCGAGUGUGGACUGAGUGGCUACCAACUCCAUGUUGAUAUGCACAGCGGGGGAGUUUUCUGCCUGUGUGGCACAUUUCGCAACCUCUCCACCAGCAAAGGAUACAUUGAAAAUGAAUAUAUGAAGCUCAGUGUGAUAAAUUUUAAAAAUAGCACAGAACACCUACCUCUUAUUGGAAAAGUUGGCCUUUCUUGGAAAACUAAUAUUUUUGAUGGCUGUAUAAAGAGUUGCUCUAUAAUGGACUUAACUCUUUUGGAAGAAUAUGGGAAACCCUUCUGGUGUUUCAGUUCCCCCGUGUGCAUGAGACCCUCUCCCGGGCCCUCUGACGGCCCUGCUUUCUUGGGGGAGACGUACCGUGUGGACUACGCAGACGCGGAGGGAAGGGUGCACUUGGAGCUGGUGUGGAUCGAGGAGACGGGAGAGUACUUUAUCGUCAGCCUGGCGCUCUACCUGCGGGUGGCAAAGAUAAACCACUGGUUUGGGACCAAAUACUGAGCAUUAGCAGUAGGUGGCAAAUUAUUGUUGCUGUUUGUUUAUUUUGGACUAACUGGUUUUGUUCUUGGUGUUUGUUGGAAGUUAAAAUAAAGCAGUAGCCUGUUCGAUGUCCUCUUA